UGUAAUGCGGAAAAGCGGCUAACCUGGCCCGGCGGUGGCUCCGGCGCCUCAGGUUUUGCUGGGUACGCAAAAUCGUUAUUAGAAAACAAUGUCCCUUGACUUUGAUAGUGGAGCUCUACAAACUCAACAUGAAGAUGAAGACUAUGACCAAGAAGAUUAUGCAAGAGAACAAGAGUUGCAACAAUUGUUGACAGACCUUCCCCAUGAUAUGCUGGAGGACAGUGGAGACCAACUCUCCAGUUUCUCAGACUGCAGCAUUCAGGAGACUGAGGAGCAGUCACAUGAGCCUGGGAAGCUUGAUGGAAGGUGGAAUGAUCAUCCACUGAUCAGUGAUCCUCCAAAUCAAUUUCUUACAUCUGAUCUUGUCAAUGGCCAAUCACCAGAAUCUUACAAAGUGACUUAUAAACCAUACCAAAAUGGCAUUCAUCAAAAUAUUCCAGGAAUCCAAGAAGGAAGUAGAAGAAAUGAAGUGUUUGAAGAUCUGCAACAUGAAUUCUUGGUCAAUGAUGAAAAUUCUUCAGAAAAUAUGCAGAUUCUUCAACUUCAAGUUCUAAAUAAAGCAAGGGAAAGACAACUGGAAGAACUUAAUGAAAAGCUAGAAAAAAGUGCACAGCAGAUUAGGUAUUUGAAUCAUCAGCUUUCUAUGAUCAAAGAUGAAAAGGAUGGUUUGGCUCUUAGUCUUCAUGAGUCUCAGAAACUCUAUCAGAAUGGAAAGGAACGGGAAAUGCAUCUUGAAGGUCAAAUCAAGGCCCUUGAAACUCAAAUUCAGACUCUUACUACCAAUGAGGAGCAGAUACUGAAGCAAUCCAAAGUGGCAGAGGUGGCCAUGGAAAGCAUGCAGAAGCAGCUGUUAGAACUUCAGCGAUCAGAUGCCCUCCAGAGAGCCAGAGAACAACAUGAGGCCAUCAUUUCUGCACUCAAGCAGAAGUAUGAACAGCAAGUAUUGUCAUUAGAGCAGAAACUUGACACUACACAAUCUGCACUCCGAGAGCAGAAAGAGCUUUGCAAAAAUUUAGGAGAGCAUGUUAAACAACUUGAAAAAUUGCUGGAAGAAACCAAGUGUGAAAAAACUGAAAUAAUAAAUCGACUGACAAGAAGCUUAGAAGAAAGCCAAAAGCAAUGUGCAAAUUUAUUGCAAACAGGCUCAAUGCAGGAGACAAAUCAGUUACGGUUUCAAUUGCAACAAGCUCAAUCUGCACAGAUAAUAAGCAACAACAUGAACAAGGCUUUGCAGGAAGAAUUAAUGGAAUUGAAAGAAGAAAUAGCUUUAUAUGAAUCUGCUGCUAAGCUUGGAGUAUUUUUGAAUGAUGCAGGUGGAGAACGACAUAUGAGCCUGGGUGAUUCCUAUGUAGAACUGGGAAUUAAAAAAAUCACAGGGAAGAAGCCAAGAUUCUGCAGUGCAUUACAGAACAGAGACAUGGAUAAAGAACUCUCUAAAGAUGAAAUUAUUGUAGAAUUAAAAGCUGAGCUGGAACGUUUAUUGAGCAGUAAUAAAAUGAAGAGAAACCAGAUUACUCAACUACAAAAUAGUCUUAAAGAUUGCCAGGAGACACUAGAGGAAUACAAGCAGUUGAAAGCAGAAAAAGCAUCAAGAGAUUCAGAGCCUGCCACAAAUUUCAAGGAUGCUUCUGAUAAUCUAAAGGAAGAAAUUCUGAGGCUCAAAAAGGCUAAUGAAGCUUUGCUGCAGGAAGUUGAGGCACAUAUUUCAACUAUUGAGGAACUGAAGGAAAAUGAGGAAAAACUGAAAAGCUUAAAUCAAGACCUCUGUUGUCAGAUGAGAAAGAUGGUUGAGGAUUUUGAUCAUGAUAAGCAAGAAGCCAUUGACAGGUGUGAAAGAACUUACCAGCAACAUCAUGAGGACACCAAAGCACAUUUUGAGAAAGAGCUGAUGGAGAGAUUUGCUGUGGAAAAGCAGCAGCUUGUUCAAACUUCUGAAGAGACAAUUUUGCAGUUAAAGGAUAAUAUAGAGGAGCUGAACAAAGAGAUUACUGCAGUGAAGGAAUGUUACAUUGGAGUUUGUCGGGAGAAGGACACCUUGGAAACUGCUUUAAGACAGAAAUUUCAGCAAGAGCAGCAGCUGAAGGAAGAGAAGCUCAAGAAACAGCUACUAGAAGAAAAAGAAGUCUCUCUUAAACUUCUGAGGACUGAGCUUGAAGAGGAACACAUCAGGUCUAUGAUAGCAGCAAAGAAGCGGUGGCUGGAAGAAAAAAACCAGCAGGUUCAAGAAGAAGUUGCAUUAGCCAAAGUUCACUGGGAAAAGGAAGAAAAAGAGAAUAAAGAACAAGGCAUUGCCAAAUUAGAAAGAGAAUGGCAAAGUAGGCUGGAAGAAGUGAGAAGAACUGUAGUUGAAUGUAAUGACUGCAGCUGCCAAACUGACCAAGUUACAGUUGUGGAUGAAGUUUCAACUAAAGAGUUAGAAGGGACUGUUGAAGACCAGAGGCUGCAGACCCAGAAGGCUCUGAAAGAAAAUACAGCCUCUGAAGAGGUCUUAAAAGAAUUUGAAUUGGAACUGGAAAAUAAAUACUCUAAAAAUCUUGCCAGCCAGGUAGAUGCAGCUUUAACCCAAGCUCAUGCCAAGUGGCUGCAAGAGUACAAACUAAAUCUAAAGAUAGAACAAGAAAAAUGGGAAAAGGAACACCAAAAGACUACAGCAAAGCAGUUAGCCCUGGUUCUCUCAGCUGCUGAGGAGAAAUGGAAGAAAGAUUAUGAAGGUACAGAGAGAUCUGGACUAAGAGUUAAAGAACUUGAAGAAAAGGUAAUUUCUCUGAGGAGGGAACUGGAGCUAAAGAAAGAGGAAAUCCCUGCAGCUGUCAAAGCAGAACUAGCAAAAGCCCGUGUACAGUGGAACAAAGAAAAGCAAGAAGAAAUUCUGCAGAUACAAGAGCAAAAUGAGAGAGACUACCAAUCCUUCUUAGAUGAUCAUAGAAACAGAAUUAAGGAGGUCCUUGCAACAGCAAAGGAGGACCUUGCAAAGCAGAAGAAUGAUCUCUCCAUUCAGAAAGAUGCAGAAAUAAAGAUGUUACUAGACCAAAAGCAGCGAGAAUGGAAGGCUGAGGAAGCCAAGCGACUGCAGGAUGAAAUUAAUCGGUAUGAGGAGAAGACUCUGGUUGAGCUGGAGUAUUUGUUGAGUGAAAUUCAUGAAGAACUGGUCAAGUGCACACAGAGUAAACAUUAUUGGAAGGACAAGUGUUUUGACUCUCCUGUACAAUUAACCAGUCAAGGCAAAGACAAACUGAAGGCUUGUUUACAAAAGGCCUAUAGGACCACAGUCUGCACAAUUCUGGAAAAGAAAGAGCGAGAAUGGAAGGAGAAAUACGAAGAACUACUGAGUAAUGCAAAUAAAGAAUCAUACCCUUACCCACAACGUGGUGCAGAAAACACUGGGGAUGUGGCAAGACCCCCUGUGUGCAAUGCUGGACACCAAGCAGAAGCACAAAGGAGACUGAGAGGACAGACACCCUUGCAGGAAGCUGGAACAGACAAAGAAAAUGAGAUGGUUCCAGGAGCUCUAAUUGCAGAAAACUCUGAGACGAAGAUUAAGCUGAAAGACCAGGGAUCACCACCAAGGUCACUGUCAGGGGGAGGCAUCUCAAAACCUUGUGCAUCUUCUGACUCUGUGAAAGGUCUGGAAGAAAUGCGUGCUCACUACAUUAAAGCUUUGAGCAAGAUUAAGUGUGAUAUGCUUUGUUAUAUCCGUGAAAGUAAGGAACGAGCUGCUGAAAUGAUUAAAGUGGAGGUUUUAAGAGAGCGCCAAGAGACAGCACGGAAAAUGCGCAAAUACUACUUGACAUGCCUUCAACAACUGCUCACUGAUAAUGGCAAACAUGAAGGAGCUGAGAAGAAAAUAAUGGAUGCUGCCAGUAAACUUGCUACAAUGGCUAAAGGACUGGAAACGCCUCUCCGGCACAUUCCCCCACGCAAAUCUGCCCGCCCAGCUCUGCAUAUAAACUCUGAUACUGGAGGUGAGUGCUCCAAAAGAGAUUGUGUGCUUCGGACUAGGUCACACCAUAUGGACAGCAAAUCAUGUAGUGAAAGCUGUACUGAAAAAUCCUCUGAUAAAGUUGUCCAGAAGCGUGUUCCACGUGACUUGAUACAGCAGUUUGAUGCAACACAGACCAAAACUCGACAUGUACUUUGUGAAACAUUGGCUUCAGAUGUUCAGAACAGGAAUAAUUCUCAAAAUCUGGAUGGUGCAUCUAGAGGGGUUCUAUCAGAAUGUUAUCCAAAUGAAGAUGGAAGAAGAGAAAAAUAUGGCCCCAUUGCAAAUAUAGACAAAGGACCUUUGUGUGCUGCGAGUAAUAGCAAUGCUCCUCCCUCUGCUGGUCAGGGAGCACUACAAAAUAUGCAAGCACCCAGGGUUACAAAUGGCCACACCAGCUCUGGGCCAACUCAUCAUAUGCUUAACAGCAAGAAUGGAAGAACAGGCUUGAAAGAGGAUAAAUGUAUCCAAUCACGUGGAAAAUGGAAAACUAAGUCUAAGAGAACUCAGGAAUUUAAUUUUAAAGACACUCCAGAAAGAGAUGAAGGAAGCAGCAGUGAAUGGAGUUCUGGGAAUGGAAGCUUGCAUCUGGAUUAUGGUGAAAUGCCUCUCUUGUAUCCUCAACUAGAAGCCAAUAUUAAUGUUCAAGCACAGACUGUAAACUGUGAAGAGUUUCCUCAUGUCAGGUCAUUUUCCUCUGCAGAUGAAAAUGUUACUUCUUGGAGAGACAUUUCUAGUGGCAGUGGCAAGGUUCUCAGUACAAAAAGCAGCACAAAAGUUUACAGUAGAGGCCAGCAGAUAACAAACCCAGAGCAUACUUCAUUCCUCAACUCCGACAAAUCAAAUUCAGCUGUCUCACAGCUCAAUGAAACACCAGAUUCAAAUGUAGGAAAAUGCUGCAACAAAUGCUUGGAGAAAAAAUGGUGUGGGAUCCCCAGUCUCGGCAAGAUAGUUGUUUUUAAUUAGCCCACUCUUUAACUUGAACUCAUACCAGCAGUCCUUGUUUGAAGGAAAAAAUUAACUUGAUGUUUAAAUAAAAGUGUGAUGAUUGAGGAAAAUCUCUUCUACUGUGUCCAUUUCAUGAUCAAUGUUACGUGAACAAAUUCCAUCAAGUUACUUAAAAUAUUACUGCAGACUUUUGUUUACCUUUGUAAUAACAUUUUCAUAAAUGUUUAUAGUGCCCUAGAUACAAAUAUAUUAAAUAGAAUCUAUUUUUAUAUUUAAUUUAGUGUGCAGUGUUUAUCUAAAACCAAGCUACUGUAACUUGUGGUCAUUUUUAAAAUGGUUAUCAAAAUUCCUUUAGAGUGUAAUGAGAGAUGUUUUGGGGUUUGUUUGAAGUUUGUAUUUUAAUUGACUUUCCCAUUUUGAAGGACCUCCUGUAACCCUCUGUUUGUGUUCCCACAACAAAAGUAAAUAUGCUUGC
This is a messenger RNA of Sturnus vulgaris (Common starling), 5402 nucleotides long. RefSeq names its product centrosomal protein 152 (gene CEP152). Gene Ontology annotation, biological process: centriole replication. Gene Ontology annotation, cellular component: centrosome. Lineage: Eukaryota; Metazoa; Chordata; Aves; Passeriformes; Sturnidae. The record is from RefSeq and is a predicted model, not a curated record.